Electrophorus electricus (electric eel) is the source of this 2679-nucleotide messenger RNA. It is a transcript of the gene ist1, whose product is annotated as IST1 factor associated with ESCRT-III. Lineage: Eukaryota; Metazoa; Chordata; Actinopteri; Gymnotiformes; Gymnotidae. Gene Ontology annotation, biological process: protein transport. The record is from RefSeq and is a predicted model, not a curated record.
GAGACGUUCAAUGCGGAAGUGGUUGCAUAGUAAGAAAAAGCUUGAACAACGAAAUACGAUAAGCUGCCUACUUUUGAGACGACGUAGAACGUUGUAUACAGUGAGCUGACCAUCAUGCUUGGUGGUGGAUUCAAAGCAGAGCGAUUGCGUGUCAAUCUCAGACUUGUCAUAAAUCGCCUGAAACUCCUCGAGAAGAAGAAAACUGAAUUAGCUCAGAAGGCACGGAAGGAGAUCGCAGACUACUUGUCAGCAGGGAAAGAUGAGCGAGCACGAAUCAGAGUAGAGCACAUCAUUAGAGAAGAUUAUCUGGUGGAAGCCAUGGAGAUCCUCGAGUUAUACUGUGAUUUGCUGCUGGCACGCUUUGGCUUAAUCCAAUCCAUGAAGGAGCUUGACCCGGGCCUUCAGGAAGCAGUGUCCACGCUUAUCUGGGCUGCUCCUCGACUGCAGUCAGAAGUUACAGAACUCAAAAUUGUUUCAGACCAGCUGUGUGCCAAAUACAGCAAGGAGUAUGGAAAACUUUGUAGGACAAACCAGAUUGGAACAGUCAAUGACAGACUCAUGCACAAACUGAGUGUGGAGGCCCCACCAAAGAUCCUGGUGGAGCGUUACCUCAUUGAGAUUGCCAAAAAUUACAAUGUUCCCUAUGAGCCUGAUGCUAUGGUCCAUCCAGAGGUAUGCCCAGGGGAGGAGGCAGAUCUCAUAGAUGUGGACCAUGACUUCAAGAAGCCCGGUGGAGGAGGAGGUGGUGGUGGAGGAGGCUUCACUGCUCCUGCUGCUGCUGUGCCCGUGCCCAUGCCCAUGCCCAUGCCCAUGCCCACGGCCUUCAACUACCCUCCACCCAAAGGAGCUGAACCCUUUAAUGGUCCUGUUGGCACCUAUGAUGGCUUUAACAACUUCCAGCCUCCGGUGAGAGGAGGGCAGCCCCCACAGCUUCCUAGCUGCCCCCCCACCUAUGAGUCUAUUGAUGAGUUGGCUGUCAAACCCUCUGAUUCUCCCAAGGUUAUUGCAGGGCCUGGCCCAUCCUCCCAGAUCUACGAUAACAACACCAUUCCCGAGCUCCCGUCAGUUCCCGACACACUCCCCAUCUCCUCCUUGGGUGGGAACACCGCUGCCUCAGACGAAAUCGACUUUGAUGACCUGUCCCGACGCUUUGAGGAGCUGAAGAAGAAGACCUAAACCCUCAGGUGCCAGCUGUACCCACUGUAGUCCUGUUGACAAAGCCUUCAUGGGACUGGAAAGGGCAGAGGUCAGAUAGCUAUCUAAAUCUUCAUCUGCAGAAAUGGUUUCUAAACAUUAUAGACAUCAGUGUAAACUUACCUCAUUCAGAAACACACUGAUGUUUUUUCUGGAGGAGGUUUAACUAUUUUAUUUCUGAACAUACCGAGUGAAGGAUCUGAUGGAAAUUGAACAUGUACAUCAUUAUUUAAGACUUUUCACUGAACUAUUGGUAUAAAACGUAUUUGAACCUUUUUUUAAAGCACUUUGCAUACAAGGCCUUUUUGACGACAAAAUCGUCACCUAUGUGUUAUACAAUUAAUGCAUUGCCACACCCAGGUAGUAUGAUGAUAUUGUCAUGACAGCUUUUAGCUUUGUCACUUUGGUGGACUCAUCAGUCAGGGCACAGUUUCACAGUAUGAUGAUGCAAUGACGUAUGAGUUUAAGCCAAAAGUAUCAACCUUUGUAGGUUUGUACCUUUUCUGUCUGUUUCAAAGAAUCAGCAGUCUUUUUCAGUAAUUAAAGAACAGACUGGUUUAACCUGUUGUAACUGAUUAUGCCCAGUGUAGUGUUAGGAAUAUUUUUACCCAUAUUUACCCUGUGAUGUACAUCAUUCCUCGGUGUGACGAGAUAAGAUCACGUGUAGAAUGUGACAGCCACCUGUUGACAUAACAGUUGAACUGAACUCACCAUUUCUUUGUAUUUUACAUUAAUGUUGUUGAGAGUUUCAGUUUUGACAUGUAAAGCGUUCAUUGGAAUGAAUUAGAAUUUGCACACUCGUUAUAUGACGACAUGCCCUGAAAUUUAGUUGCGAGAGAGCCUGUUGAACCACCAUUUUCUUAAAUUAGGUUGUGAUGUGUAAUUCAAAGCUGUAGAGUACUGCCUGUAGCAGUUCUUUUGUCAGAGUAGCUUACACGCGUGUCAAUUUACUCUGCAUUCUUGCCACAACACCUUUGCCUUUAUCAGCGCCUCAUCUGCGGCCUUUCGUUCCACUCCUCCCUUUGGGACACGUGACCAUCCAGUCAGCUGGUGCAGUGAUAAUGACAUUAAAAAUAUUAACUGUAUAUUGUCAGUCACUUAUUUGGUGAAGGUUUUCAUUUCUUUGUUCUGUGUUUGUGUGUUUAUAUAUAUAUAUAUGAGGGAGAGAGAGAGAAAUAUACAUUCAUUUUGCUUCUGGGUGGUGUUGGAAAUAUAUUUCUGAUGUAUGAAGGAUGAUUGGCUGAUGGUGUUUUAUUGGUAAAGUUGCUGUGUGUUUAUUGCUAGCUUAUUAUUUCUGCAUUGUCCCUCUGAAAAAGACUAACACUACUGUGUGGAGAACAGAGCAGAUAUUGGAGCAAUAUGGGGAAUUUAGGAAUGCUUUGUAUGUAUCUGAAACAUAUCAGAUGGUCAUAUAAUAAAGUAUAUACUCAACUUUUCUGAUGCUACUCCUAAAUAAUGAUUUUAUUAAAAUACUAAUUUGAAUUA